This is a messenger RNA of Pipistrellus nathusii (Nathusius's pipistrelle), 6132 nucleotides long. The record is from the annotation of a GenBank genome assembly. NCBI's taxonomy places the organism in Eukaryota, Metazoa, Chordata, Mammalia, Chiroptera, Vespertilionidae.
AUGCUGCUGGAUGAGGAGGAAAUUCACUCCGAGGGCAGCCUUGUGGAUGGCCCCGAAGCAAGCCUGAUGGAACAGGACAGAACCAACCAUGUGGAGGGCAACAGACUAAGUCCAUUCUUGACACCAUCUCCUUCUCCCAUCUGCCAGACAGAACCUCUGGCUCUAAAGCUCCAGAAUGGAAGCCCGUUACCAGAGAGACCUUAUCCAGAAGUGAAUGGAGACACCAAGUGGCAAUCUUUCAAAAGUCACUAUGGAAUACCCCAUAUGAAGGGCAGCCAGAAGAGUCGUGUAAGCCCGGACUUUAUACAAGAAGGCAGAGGGUAUUCCAAGUGUUUGCAGAAUGGAGGGAUAAAACGCACGGUUAGUGAACCUUCUCUCUCUGGGCUCCAUCAGAACAAGAAGUUGAAACAAGACCAAAAGGCCAAUGGAGAAGGAGAGCACUUCGGGGAAAGCCAAGAAAGAAAUCAAGGCAAAGGCAGCAGUCAACCAAAUGUCUCCGACGUGAAUGACAAGAGAGAAUCUGUGAGCUCUGUGGCCCCAGAAGAUGCAGUUAAAGAUAUCACCAGUUUUUCAACACACAACUCAAGUGGGCCUGAAAAUGCAGAGCCUCAGAUUCUGAAUGAGCAGGAGGGCAAAGAUGCUAACUACCACGACAAGAACCUUGUAUUACUUCUUAAAAACAAGUCAGUGCUAAUGCCUAAUGGUGCUACAGUUUCUGCCUCUUCCAUGGAAAACACGCACGGUGAACUCCUGGAAAAAACACUGUCUCAAUAUUACCCAGAUUGUGUUUCCAUUGCGGUGCAGAACACAUCUCACAUACAUGCCAUUAACAGUCCGGCUACGAAUGAGUUGUCCUGUGAGAUCACUCACCCAUUGCAUACCUCAGGGCAGACCAAUUUCCCACAGACCUCGAACUCUGAGCUGCCUCCAGAGCCAGCUGCAGUCAUGACUGAGGCCUGUGACGCCGAUAAUGUCAGUAAACCAGCUGCAAUGCUAGGUACCUGUUCCUUUCCGAAACCAGAACAACAAAAGCCAGUUUUUGAGAUGUGCCCAUCUCCUGCAGAAAACGGUAACAUCCAAGGAACCACAAAGCUCAUAGCUGGUGAAGAAUUCUGUUCAGGUUCCAGCAGCAAUUUGCAGGCUCCUGGUGGCAGCUCUGAACGGUAUUUCAAGCAAAAUGAAACGAAUGGUGCUUACUGCAAGCAAACCUCAGUGUUCUCUAAGGAUUCCUUUUCUGCCACUGUCACACCACCACCAUCGAAAUUGCUUUUGUCUCCCCCUCUUCCUCUUCCAGAGGCUCCUCAGCUUCCUUCAGAAGGAAAAAGCACUCUGAGCGAUGGUGUUUUGGAAGAACACCAUCACUACCCCAACCAAAGUAACACAGCUCUUUUAAGGGAAGUGAAAAUAGAGGGUGAACUGGAGGCACCAUCAUCCCAGAGUCCUAAUCCACCUACACAUGUACCCAGCCCCUCUCUGACACUCCCAGAAAGGCUUCAGAACAAUUGUGCUAACGAGAAUGACGUACGGACUCCAGGGACAAUGGCGGUUCCAUUGUGUCCUGAAGAAGCAAGACAAAUACCAGAGCAGCCCAAGCAUAACCCACCCAUUCUUGGGAGCAGUGAAGUCCCACAGGACCACUGCCAGCCGCUGAUGGGGCACACAGAACAGGAGGUUCUGAAGGGUCAAGACAUGCGACAGACACUCGAUCAUGUGCUCCCAACACAGCCCCAACUGAAACCAGGAUGGAUUGAAUUGAAGGCCCCUCAGUUUCACCAAGCAGAAUCCCACCUAAACUAUAAAGGACCGCAGCGGUCAGUGCUUCAGUAUCAGUCCAACGCCUCCAAUCACAUGACCUCCACACCAUACACUGGAAAUUCCAACAUGCCCGGGGGGCUCCCAGGACAAGCUUGCACCCAGAAAAUGAUGCAGCCGGAGCAGAGGCCACAAAGGUACCAACUUGAGAUGAAUCACGGGCAUUCUCAAGGUACAGUGGACCAGCAUCUCCAGUUCCAAAAACCCUCACUCCAGGUGCACUUCUCCAACACAGACCCUUCCCCUGAAGCUCACAUGCAGUCGCCAUGCAUCCCUAGGUUUCAUUUUCAACAAAGACCAGACUCCGAAAAUACAAAACUCAUGCCCUCACCAUUAAAGCAGCACUUGAAUCAACAGGCUUCAGAGACCGAGCCGUUCUCAAACUCACACCUUUUGCCACAUACGUCUCAUAGUCAGGCAGCACCAACACAGACAUCCCAGAAUUCACAUCUUCCUCAAAACCAGCAGCAACAGCAAAACUCACACACGGAGAAUAAAGAACAAAUGCCUCAUCCUUUUUCUCAUCCCCAAGGCAACAGUGGUCAGCAAAGAGAAGGGCCGUUCUUUAGCCAGAUUAAAGUGGAAGAAUGCUUUCAUGGUGAAAAUCAGUAUUCAAAAUCAAGUGAGUUUCAGGCUCAUAAUGCCCCAAUGGGAUUGGAGCACAUGCAGAACAUGAACAGUAGAAAUUCCCCUUACGGUCAUAUCUUGAAGUCAAAUGCAAGCAAAGUACAGAUGUCUUGUUCAAACAACAUUCACCCAGCUUCAAAGAAUACAGAGCAGACUUUACAUCCUGAACACUUUUCUGGAAACAAGACCCAAACCUUGCAUCCCAUGCAAUAUUUUCCAAACAAUGUGAAUACGAAACAAGAUGGUCUUCACAGGUGCUUUCAAGAACCAGGACAGAAGCCUCAACAGGCCUCGGUUCUCCAGGGAUACAAGAAUAAAAACCAAGACUUGUCAGGCCAACAAGCCGCCCAGCUCGCUCAGCAAAGGUACUUGAUGCACAACCAAGCCAACGCUUUCGCCGUGCCUGAACCAGGAGGUCACGUUCAGACCCCUCCCCAGAAGGACAUUCAGAAGCACGCUGCUCUGAGGUGGCACCUCUUGCAGAAGCAGGAGCAGCAGCAAAGCCAGCAAGCUCAAACCGAGUCUUGCCACAGUCAGGCACACCGGCCAAUUAAGGUAGAACCCGGAUCCAAGCCCCAUGCCUGCAUGCACCCCAAGCCAGCACAGCCGGAAAACAAAAUGUGGAAAAAGAUAACUAAGCAAGAGAUUCCACCCCUGAGCUGUGACAACGUGCAGCAGAGGAGCAUUCUCGAGACCAUGGAGCAACACCUGAAGCAGUUUCAGGUCAAAUCGUUAUUUGACCAUAAGGCCCUUACUCUCAAGUCACAGAAGCAAGUGAAGGUUGAAAUGUCAGGGCCAGUCACCGUGUUAUCCAGGCACACCACGGCCGCAGAGCUCGAGAGCCACCCCCCAGGGUUAGAGCAGCAGGCAGCUCCUUCGGAAAAGACGCCCACCAAAAGAACAGCUGGCUCUGUUCUCAAUAAUUUUUUAGAGUCACCUUCCAAAUUACUAGAUACGCCUAUAAAAAAUCUAUUGGAUACACCUGUCAAGACUCAAUAUGAUUUCCCAUCAUGCAGAUGUGUAGAGCAAAUUAUUGAAAAAGAUGAAGGUCCUUUUUAUACCCAUCUAGGAGCAGGUCCUAAUGUGGCAGCUAUUAGAGAAAUCAUGGAAGAAAGGUUUGGACAGAAGGGUAAAGCUAUUAGGAUUGAAAGAGUCGUCUAUACUGGUAAAGAAGGCAAAAGUUCUCAGGGAUGUCCUAUUGCCAAAUGGGUGGUGCGCAGAAGCAGCAGUGAGGAGAAGCUACUGUGUCUGGUGCGGGAGCGAGCUGGCCACACCUGUGAGGCUGCGGUGAUUGUGAUUCUCAUCCUGGUGUGGGAAGGCAUCCCCCUGUCUCUGGCUGACAAACUCUACUCGGAGCUCACCGAGACGCUGCGGAAGUACGGCACGCUCACCAACCGGCGGUGUGCCCUGAAUGAAGAGAGAACCUGUGCCUGUCAAGGGCUGGAUCCAGACACCUGUGGUGCCUCUUUUUCUUUCGGUUGUUCCUGGAGCAUGUACUACAAUGGAUGUAAGUUUGCCAGAAGCAAGAUACCAAGAAAAUUUAAGCUGCUUGGGGAUGACCCAAAAGAGGAAGAAAAACUGGAGUCUCAUUUACAAAACCUGUCAACUCUUAUGGCCCCAACAUAUAAGAAACUUGCUCCUGAUGCAUAUAAUAAUCAAAUUGAAUAUGAACACCGAGCGCCAGAGUGCCGCCUGGGUCUGAAGGAAGGCCGUCCGUUCUCAGGGGUCACUGCGUGCUUGGACUUCUGUGCCCACGCCCAUAGAGACUUGCACAACAUGCACAACGGCAGCACCUUGGUAUGCACCCUCACAAGAGAAGACAAUCGAGAAAUCAGAGGCAAGCCUGAGGAUGAGCAGCUCCAUGUGCUGCCGCUCUACAAAGUGUCCGAUGUGGAUGAGUUUGGAAGUGCAGAAGCUCAGGAGGAGAAGAAACGAAAUGGUGCUAUUCAGGUGCUAAGUUCUUUUCGGCGGAAAGUCCGGAUGUUGGCAGAGCCAGUGAAGACGUGCCGACAGAGGAAACUAGAAGCCAAGAAAGCUGCGGCCGAAAAGCUUUUUUCUCUGGAGAACAGCGCACACAAGAAUGAAAAGGAUAAGCCAGCCCCAUCCCGCAUAAAGCAGACGGAAGGUGCAGCCCAGGCUAAACACUUGGCAGGACCAGUCAUGCAGCUGUCCCAGCAGCCCCAGCCCCCGCCCCAGCCCCAGCAACCACAGAAGCAGCCUCCACAGCCACAGAAGCAGCCGCCGCAGCCGCAGCCGCAGCCGCAGCCGCAGCCGCCCCAGCAGCCCCAGCAGCAGCCACCACAUCACCCCUUGACGAAUAACCAUCACUCAGAGACUGUCAACGCUUACUACCCUUCAGGACCCACCAACCUGUACAUGAGACGGCCCAAUCCAGUCAGUCCUUACUCCAGCUCCUCACACAAUUCGGAUAUUUAUGGGGGAGGUGUCAACUGUGUGAACUCCACCGCCUCCCAGACCGCGGGCUCCUAUCUGAGUUCUUCGAAUCUCAUGGGCCCCUACCCUGGGCUCCUCAACCAGAACAGCCAGUACCCAUCCUACCAGUGCAACGGGAACGUGUCCAUGGACAGCUGCUCCUCCUACCUGGGCUCUUACUCCCCCCAGUCCCAGCCCAUGGACCUCUACAGGUACCCCAACCAAGACCCUCUCUCCAAGCUGAACCUCCCGCCCAUCCACACCCUGUACCAGCCCAGGUUCGGGAAUAGCCCGAGCUUUACUUCCAAACCUCUGGGUUACGGAAACCAGAACAUGCAGGGGGACACCUUCGGCGGCGGCGGCGGCGGCUGCGCCCCGAGGCAACCGAGCGCGCGCCACGUGGGGACCCUGCCUCCGUACUCCACCACGCAUGAGAUGGAUGGCCUCUUCCUGGGGGCCGCCGCCAGGCUCCCCCCCAACCUGAGCAGCCACCCCAACGUAGACUACAAACACGGCGAGCAUCCGCCACCUUCUCAUCUGCUCCCUGCCUAUGGGGCGGCCCCGGGCAGCAUGUUCACCAGCUCCCUGCACGCCCUGCACCUGCAGAACAAGGAGAACGACCUGCUCCCCCACAGCGCUCACGGGCUCCCCAAGAUGAUGCUUCCGGUGCAGGUGCAUCCGGGCCUGAGCCACGACCGGACCCCCGCCGCCCAGCAGAGCUUGCACAGGCUGCAGGAGGAGAAGCCGCCCCCCGGGGCUGCGGAGGACAACAACGACGAGGUGUGGUCGGACAGCGAGCAGAGCUUCCUGGACCCGGACAUCGGCGGCGUGGCCGUGGCGCCGGCGCACGGCUCCAUCCUCAUCGAGUGCGCCAAGCGCGAGCUGCACGCCACCACCCCUUUGAAGAACCCCAACCGCAACCACCCCACCCGCAUCUCGCUCGUCUUCUACCAGCACAAGAGCAUGAACGAGCCCAAGCACGGCCUGGCGCUCUGGGAGGCCAAGAUGGCCGAGAAGGCCCGGGAGAAGGAGGAGGAGAGCGAGCGGCACGGCCCGGACCACGUGCCGCAGAAGGCGCACGGCAAGAAGGGCCGGCGCGAGCCCGCCGCCGAGCCGCACGAGCCCGCCGCCGAGCCCACCUACCUGCGCUUCAUCAGGUCCCUGGCCGAGCGGACCCUGUCGCUGACCACCGACUCCACCGUCACCACCUCCCCGUAUGCCUUCACCCGGGUCACAGGGCCUUACAACAGAUACAUGUGA